Messenger RNA from Cottoperca gobio, 3883 nucleotides. RefSeq names its product thrombospondin type 1 domain containing 4 (gene thsd4). Gene Ontology annotation, biological process: extracellular matrix organization; proteolysis. The coding region runs from base 96 to 3023 and encodes 975 amino acids. The transcript is spliced from 18 exons. Gene Ontology annotation, molecular function: metalloendopeptidase activity. The record is from RefSeq and is a predicted model, not a curated record. Gene Ontology annotation, cellular component: extracellular matrix. Lineage: Eukaryota; Metazoa; Chordata; Actinopteri; Perciformes; Bovichtidae.
ACUGCUUCAUUAAAGAUGCUUUAAUUGGAGGCUUAUUUGCCUGUGAAGGGUUUGGAAACAUUGGGGUUAAAGGCAAAUUCCUGAGCGGCGUUAACAUGGACGGUCAGCGGGGGCAACAAUAUGAGCAGCUCCCCUGCAGACCCCCCACAGAGAGACCUACAGAUGGAUUUACAGUGUCCAACUUUAAGAAUCCAGGAGCGAUGCAGGACGCCUGUGUCUGGAUUGUCAGAGCUUCCGUCCUCCUGCUGUUGCUUUGGUCGGACCUCCUGGACUGCCAACACACAGCAGAUCACAGGAAGAGGGAAGAGCCCCAACAGGAGUUCAGGGCAGAGCAUGGGGAAGUUCAGGGCUCCUGGGGGGCCUGGGGGCCCUGGUCAACCUGCUCCCGGACCUGUGGGAGCGGGGUACAAGAGCAGAGCAGGCCCUGCCUGCCUGUUUACACUCCAUCACAAUACCCCUCCAGAAGAGCUGGUGUUCACCCGCAGCAACCAGGCCAUGUCAUUUCAGCCCUGCGGCCGACAGUUCCUCUGCACCGCAACGCAGGCAGGUCCUCCAACAGCAGCAGUCGUGGAGCUCAGAGGGAGGAGACCCGGCCUGGUGGACGCAGGAGGGUCCCUCACAUCAUCCCGGGGAGGUACGGCUACGGGACAGCUCCUUAUGUUGCUCCAUUGCAGACGGACACAGGCCGCAGACAGAGACGCUCUCCUGCAGCUGAAGCCCACCAACACUCCAACAACCUUCAUCGCUACAGCCGACCCUACGUGCAGCCAAGGGCCCAGCAGCCCAGAAAUAACCAAGUGUGGGCCCCCCUGUACCAGCCGGGAUCAGCCAACCAGGAGCCACCAUCAAGCGGCCAGACGUCUGGACCCCAGCAGCAUCAAGAGAGACCCUACAACCCCCUGCCGGGUUCCCGCUGCACAGGGGAGCAGGCUCACUACAGGAUCUGCAACAGUAAUGCGUGUCCUCCAUCCAGCAGACACAUCAAGGCUGUUCAGUGUUCUUCGUACAACAACCAACCGUUCAUGGGCAGAUUGUACGAGUGGGAACCUUUCAACGAGGUUCUCGGGGAUCAGCAUUGUGAACUCAACUGCCGGGCCGUCGGGUUCAGGUUCUACGUGCGGCAGUCGGAGCGGGUGAUCGACGGGACGCCGUGCGGGAAGAACGAUACUUCUCUCUGCGUGGCGGGAAAGUGUUCGGGUCUCGGCUGCGAUGAGUAUCUCGGAUCAGGAAAGGUGAUGGACAAGUGCGGCGUGUGUGGAGGCGACAACACAACCUGCAGGCUGGUCUCUGGAGUGUUUAAACACAGUUUAACUAAGAUCGGCUACCACAAGAUAUUGGAGAUCCCCGAGGGAGCCACCAAGAUCAACGUCACAGAAAUGGUGAAGAGCAGAAACUACUUAGCUCUCCGAAGCCGAUCGGGGCGAUCCAUCAUUAAUGGAAACUGGGCUAUUGACCGGCCAGGGAAGUAUGAGGGAGGGGGCACCAUGUUCACCUACCGCCGACCCAACGAAAUCAGAAGCACUGCUGGGGAGUCGUUUCUCGCCGAAGGGCCCACCAAUGAGAUCCUGGACGUUUAUAUGAUCUUCCAGCAGCCAAACCCUGGUGUUCACUACGAGUACAUUGUCCACUCGGAGAAACCAGUCGUCCCUCAGCAACCAGACCGACGACCAGGAGGGAACGCUGUUAAUGGACAGGGGGGAUACGACCCUCACAGCAACACUCACCAAGAAAACUACAAUCCAGCAGGUGGGGGGUGGGACCCUCCUCGUCUGCCCGACAACCAGGUUCCCGCCGUACAGCCACCCAGACGCACGAGAGAGUACAACUGGAAAAUGUCUGGUACUACAGAGUGUAGCGCCUCCUGUGGUAAAGGCUUCAGAUACUCCGUCUUCCACUGUGUCUCCCGGCUGAACCACGGCCAGGUGUCGGAGGCUUUGUGUGACAGCAGCAGCAGACCGACUCCUCAGGAAGAGGCCUGCAACCUGCAGCCCUGCCCGGCCUUCUGGGAUAUUGGAGAGUGGUCAGAAUGCAGUAAAAGCUGCGGCCUGGGAAUGCAACACCGGCAGGUUCUGUGUCGGCAGGUUUACGCAAACCGCACCCUCAACGUCCACACGAGCCGCUGUCAGCACCUGGAGCGACCCGAAAUCACCAGCACCUGCCAGCUGAAGAUCUGCAGUGAGUGGCAGAUACGCUCCGAGUGGACCGCGUGUUCGGUGCCCUGUGGGCUGGGUCAGAGGUCACGAGAGGUCCGCUGUGUCAGCAACGUGGGCGACUUUGUUCCUGACGACGAGUGCAACAUGAAUCUGCGGCCCAUCGAUGUAGAAAACUGCGACAUGGGACCCUGUGCCAAGAGCUGGUUCUACACUGAGUGGGGCAACACGUGCUCGGCUGAAUGUGGGAUGGGCGUCCGGUCCCGGGGAGUUCUCUGCCUGACCAACCACCUCAGCAGUCUUCCUCUGGAGGGCUGUGGCAGCGAGCAGCCCGCGAACUCUCAGGUCUGCAACAACGGCCUGUGUGAGAAUCGCAUCGAGUGGUUCACAGGCCCCUGGAGCCAGUGUUCUGCAGAGUGUGGUGCAGGCAGCCAGCAGAGGGCAGUGGUGUGUCUGAUGAAGUCAGAUGAAGGAGUCGCCGUCAUGCCGCCGUACGAGUGCUCCUCGCUGGACCGGCCCCUCAGCCAGCAGAGCUGUAACCUCAAGGCCUGCGGAGCAAAGUGGUACCACACCGACUGGAGUGCUUGCUCAAAAACAUGCGAGGGAGGUUUCCGUGUGCGGGAGGUGCGCUGCCUCUCUGACGACAUGCUGCCCAACGAGGGCUGCGACGAGCAGCAGAGACCGGCAGGGAAGGAGGACUGCAACCCCGAGCCCUGCAUACCUACCAUAGACGAGAAGUGCAGAGACCAAUACUUCAACUGCAACGUGGUGGUCCAGGCUCGCCUCUGCGUGUACGAUUACUACAAGACCACAUGCUGCGCUUCGUGUUCACGAGUGGCUCACAGACAGUCCGUUCAUCGGGGCCGCAGCUAGCACUCUCCACCCGCUCCACGUCGGGCCAGACUCGAUACCCGCUGCAGGCACUCUGCUCCUGGGCCAGCCGGGGGGGUGCACCGGCAGGACCUUGGCUUUAAUGGACACUUGUUAUGACUGCCAAGGAUGGAAAGUGAAGAAGGGACAUUUCUGUUGGGGUGUUUGGAGACAGCUGUUGGGGGAGAAAGGAAAAAGCUAAGAAUAGUGGAGGAGAGGAAUCCACUCACUGGAUACACAGAGUCCUGGGGGGUCACAGGUCACAGGUCAGCACCUGCAAAACACUUUGUGGAUUUUAACCUCAAAGUUUGAUAGAAAGAAUCCGUUUUGGUUUCAAGGCGAGAAGUUUGCAGCCGAAGAGGAGAGCGCCUGUAAACUGUUUAAGGUGGAUUAUAUUUACAAAGUAUGUUAUUAUACUAAUUUGGUUAUUUUUCUCUUCAAUGCUCAGAUUUAUGGCAUGAUGUCACAUGAAGUCUCACUUAUAAUCAACUAUUUAACACCCAUGUUGUUGACCAAAGAAAUGUAACUCGGGCUGCAACUAACGAUUCUUUUCAUUAUCGAUUCAUCUGAUUAUUUUCUAGAUUCAUCUAUUAAUCGUUUGGUCUAUAAAAUAUCAGAAAAUAGUGAAAAUUGAUCAUCUCUGUCUUGUUGUUUCAGUCCAAACCCAAAGAUAUUCACUUUAUUUUCAUAAAAACCGCAGGAAAAGCAAGAAAUCUCCACAUUUGAGGCUAAAAAACAGAAUUUUCUGUCAUUUUUGCAUAAAGAAAAUUACUUUAACCAUCAAUUAAUCAGCAAAAUAGGUGCCGAUUAUUUUUCUCUCGAUCAAAUCGUCGCAGCUCUUUAUGUAACCUCUUUUUAAAGAA